Messenger RNA from Notechis scutatus (mainland tiger snake), 480 nucleotides. Lineage: Eukaryota; Metazoa; Chordata; Lepidosauria; Squamata; Elapidae. The record is from RefSeq and is a predicted model, not a curated record.
AUGGAGAACGUGUUUCAUGUCCUUUGGGGGUUUCUUUUCUUCCCGUCGGCGCUGCUGGACAAACCCUUCGUACGUUUUCAUCCACCCCAGUUAAACUUAACAGAGGGAGAGACGGCUAAGUUUACUUGUUCCAUCUCCAACCCUGAUUUCGGAAAACAUCUGAACUGGUACAAACAGGGCCAUGACCGUCAGCCGAUCAAAUUGGACGGCAGCAACCGGAAGUACAGCUUUUCCAAAGGAGACAAGUGCAUGAUGGAAAUCCGACAGGUGGAGAAGAAUGACAGCGGGACUUACUACUGUUGGGUGAACCCCUUUCACCCAGAAGGGACCAUCUUGGAGAGCAACCGAGGCAACCUCACUGUCACAGAAAAAGCCGUCGCAACUCAACCUCCAGACGAGAUCACUCCGGUCAAGGAACAGGACGAUGGUGACCGAAAAGACGCCAAGAGUUCUUUCUCUGAUUUGCGAGGAAAUUUUUGA